AAACACGGAAAAACUGUGGACAUGGUGGUAGCGUAGCCAGUUAGCCUGCUAGCCGGUUGAGGCUGUUUAUUAUAAUGGAAAAAUGUUCCGCGAAAGGCGAUAAUUUGUCUGUUGAUAAGGGGGGACGUGGAGGGCAUGUGGCUAAAUAAUGGGAAACGUUUUUGGGAGAAAGAGUCGACCUUCUCGUGUAACUGAACAAGACAAAGCCAUUUUGCAAUUGAAGCAGCAGAGAGAUAGGCUGAAGCAGUACCAAAAGAGAAUCACCCUACAACUGGAGAAAGAGCGACUUCUGGCAAAGCAGUUGCUAAAAGAUGGCAGGAAAGAAAAAGCACUGCUGCUUCUUAAGAAAAAACGAUAUCAAGAUCAGCUACUAGACAAGACUGAAAAUCAGAUUUCAAACCUAGAGCACAUGGUUCAAGAUAUUGAGUUCAUGCAAAUUGAGAUGAAAGUCGUCGAGGGGCUUAAGGUCGGAAACGAUUGUCUGAAGAGUAUGCACAAGCUCAUGUCGAUUGAAGAUGUGGAGAGAAUCCUGGAUGAGACCCAGGAGUCAAUUGAAUAUCAAAGGCAAAUAGAUGAAAUUCUGGCUGGAGCCCUGACGCAGGAGGAUGAGGACGCUGUUUUAGCAGAGCUGGAAGCUAUCACUCAGGUAGAAGAUGUAGCACUUCCAGAGGUCCCCACUGAGCCACUACCCGAGGUCCCAGAGGCGGCUAAAGCUGAGCCAGAGAGGAGAGAAGCAAAGAACAAGCCAGACCGAGAGAUGUUGGCAGCCUAACAGACUGUAGGCUGUCUUUGCACUGAUGGGCACUUCAAUUUCAGUAUUUCAUCCUUAAUUGUUAGAAGAUGAAGGUGCAAACAUUUUACAGGAUCAGCACUGUGUCUAUACUCUGGUUCACCGCUCACCUAAGUGUCUACAUAAAGGACAUGAAAUGUUUUAUUCCUCUAUCUGACUAUUUUUUAGAUGUUUUACACAUUCAUUCAGUUGUUCUACAUAUUAAACUGAGCUGUGACAACAA
Messenger RNA from Micropterus salmoides (largemouth bass), 1013 nucleotides. Its product is annotated as charged multivesicular body protein 6-like. The record is from RefSeq and is a predicted model, not a curated record. Gene Ontology annotation, cellular component: multivesicular body; ESCRT III complex. The coding region runs from base 149 to 772 and encodes 207 amino acids. The transcript is spliced from 8 exons. Lineage: Eukaryota; Metazoa; Chordata; Actinopteri; Centrarchiformes; Centrarchidae. Gene Ontology annotation, biological process: vesicle budding from membrane; late endosome to vacuole transport via multivesicular body sorting pathway.